Molecule: messenger RNA, 3350 nt
Organism: Pongo pygmaeus (Bornean orangutan)
Lineage: Eukaryota; Metazoa; Chordata; Mammalia; Primates; Hominidae
Product: glycerol-3-phosphate acyltransferase 2, mitochondrial-like
Exons: 19
Coding region: 257-2923 (888 amino acids)
Biological process (GO): phospholipid biosynthetic process; piRNA processing; triglyceride biosynthetic process
Cellular component (GO): mitochondrial membrane
Molecular function (GO): glycerol-3-phosphate O-acyltransferase activity
Source: RefSeq, a predicted model, not a curated record
UUACGGAGCUGCUGCUUUGGCGGGAGUUGGCGGCUGGUGUGAGGUGAGAGGCGCGGUGGUCGCUCCCCAGCGAGGCCAGGUCAGAAGCGGACCGGGAUCAUCCAGGGGCUUUCCUGCUUCAAGAGCCUGGUCUGAGCGGCCUGUUCGCUACCUGGCAGGAGUUGAAGGGGAGGGAGCGCCGGCCAUGCGGGGCCUGUGGCGGGAGUUUCUGUGGGGGAAGGAGAGUGCCAGAGGUGACUGGUUCUUCUAGGCUCUCAUGGCCACCAUGUUGGAAGGCAGAUGCCAAACUCAGCCAAGGAGCAGCCCCAGUGGCCGAGAGACUAGCCUGUGGUCCUCAGGCUUUGGGAUGAAGCUGGAGGCUGUCACUCCAUUCCUGGGGAAGUAUCACCCCUUUGUGGGUCGCUGUUGCCAGACCUGCACCCCCAAGAGCUGGGAGUCCCUCUUCCACAGAAGCAUAACGGACCUAGGCUUCUGCAAUGUGAUCCUGGUGAAGGAGGAGAACAUGAGGUUUCGGGGCUGGCUGGUUCGGAGGCUCUGCUAUUUCCUGUGGUCCCUGGAGCAGCACAUCCCCCCCUGCCAGGAUGCCCCACCGAAGAUCAUGGAAAGCACCAGGGUACAGAACCUCCUCUCAGGGAGGGUCCCAGGAGGCGCUGGGGAAGGCCAGGUGCCCGACCUUGUGAAGAAGGAGGUACAGCGCAUCCUGGGUCACACCCAGGCCCCACCCUGUUCCUUCCUGGUCAGGCUGUUCAGCUGGGCGCUGCUGCGGUUCCUGAACUGCCUCUUCCUGAAUGUGCAGCUCCACAAGGGUCAGAUGAAGAUGGUCCAGAAGGCCGCCCAGGCAGGCUCGCCGCUUGUCCUCCUCUCUACUCACAAAACCCUCCUGGACGGGAUCCUGCUGCCCUUUUUGCUGCUCUCCCAGGGCCUGGGUGUGCUCCGUGUGGCCUGGGACUCCCGCGCCUGCUCCCCUGCCCUCAGAGCUCUGCUGAGGAAGCUUGGGGGACUUUUCCUGCCCCCAGAGGCCAACUUCUCCCUGGACAACUCUGAGGGGCUCCUUGCAAGGGCUGUGGUCCAGGCGGUCAUAGAGCAGCUGCUGGUUAGUGGGCAGCCCCUGCUCAUCUUCCUGGAGGAACCUCUUGGGGCUCUGGGGCCACGGCUGUCAGCCCUGGGCCAGGCUUGGGUGGGGUUUGUGGUGCAGGCAGUCCAGGUGGGCAUCGUCCCAGAUGCUCUGCUGGUACCAGUGGCCAUCACCUAUGACCUGGUUCCGGAUGCACCGUGUGACACAGACCAUGCCUUGGCCCCCCUGGGGCUGUGGACAGGAGCUCUGGCUGUCCUACGUAGUCUGUGGAGCCACUGGGGCUGCAGCUGCUGGAUCUGCUCCCGGGUGCACCUAGCUCAGCCCUUUUCCCUGCAGGAAUACAUCGUCAGUGCCAGAAGCUGCUGGGGCGGCAGGCAGACCCUGGAGCAGCUACUGCAGCCCAUCGUGCUGGGCCAAUGUACUGCUGUCCCAGACACUGAGAAGGAGCAGGAGUGGACCCCCAUAACUGGGCCUCUCCUGGCCCUCAAGGAAGAGGACCAGCUCCUGGUCAGGAGACUGAGCUGUCAUGUCCUGAGUGCCAGUGUGGGGAGCUCUGCGGUGAUGAGCACGGCCAUCAUGGCAACGCUGCUGCUAGUCAAGCACCAGAAGGGUGUGUUCCUGUCGCAGCUCCUGGGGGAGUUCUCCUGGCUGACGGAGGAGAUACUGUUGCGUGGCUUUGAUGUAGGCUUCUCUGGGCAGCUGCGGAGCCUGCUGCAGCACUCACUGAGCCUGCUGCGGGCGCACGUGGCCCUGCUGCGCAUCCGCCAGGGCGACUUGCUGGUGGUGCCGCGGCCUGGCCCAGGCCUCAUGCACCUGGCACGGCUGAGUGCUGAGCUGCUGCCCGUCUUCCUGAGCGAGGCUGUGGGCGCCUGUGCGGUGCGGGGGCUGCUGGCAGGCAGAGUGCCGCCCCAGGGGCCCUGGGAGCUGCAGGGCAUGUUGCUGCUGAGCCAGAAUGAGCUGUACUGCCAGAUCCUGCUGCUGAUGCACCUGCUGCCGCAAGACCUGCUGCUGCUAAAGCCCUGCCAGUCUUCCUACUGCUACUGUCAGGAGGUGCUGGACCGGCUCAUCCAGUGCGGGCUCCUGGUUGCUGAGGAGACCCCAGGCUCCCGGCCAGCCUGUGACACAGGGCGACAGCGAUUGAGCAGAAAGCUGCUGUGGAAACCGAGUGGGGACUUUACUGAUAGUGACAGUGAUGACUUCGAAGAGGCUGAGGGCCGGUACUUCAGGGUGUGUUUCAAAAAGCUGCCCCUGGAGGGAGGUGGGAGGGAGGCGGUGGGGAGCUGCACUCACCCUGGCCUGUCCCCUCUAGCUCAGCCAGCAGUCACACUGCCCAGAUUUCUUUCUCUUCCUCUGCCGCCUGCUCAGCCCGUUGCUCAAGGCCUUUGCACAGGCUGCCGCCUUGAUACUGGUGAGACCCUUGUUCCCUUGCAGUCCUCGAGGCAGGCUCUGUCUGUGCUGGGCGCCAGGUCUAGGUCUUCUCUCUUCUGCAGUCGGGCUACACAGAGCAGCUGUUCCAGUUCCUGCAGGCCACCGCCCAGGAAGAAGGGAUCCUCGGUGAGUCCCAACCAGUCAGCCCAGGCUCCUGGAGGCAGGGGUGUGUUUGCUGGUGGCUCCUGCCCCCUGCCGGACGGUGACAACCCAACUCUAGGAAGGCGGGCUGCAGAGUACAGAGGGUCUUCUGUCCAGUCUGAGCUCUAUCCCUCCCUGGGCUUCUUUAAACAAGAGGAGAGAAGCCUGUGCCCAGUGGCUCCCUGUCCUCCCUACCUAGAGCCUUCACUUCUCUCUUCUUUCCAGAGUAUGCGGACCCAAAGCUCGCCAUCAGUGCUAUCUGGACCUUCAGAGACCUAGGGGGCUGGCCUGAUGGUGCCUCAUUAAGACGCUGGGAUUUACUUGGUGUCUUCCAGCAACAGACGUGGUGAUGGGCUGGAGAAGGUGGGAUGGUUUCCUGCCUCUUGGUCUCCCAAAUCACUGGCUCAUCCUUCUAGGUGGGGUAUUGGGGCUGCUUUGCGGCAGCAUUUGCACUCAAACACUGAGAUCUAAGGGGUCAGAGGUCUCAAGGCAGGUUUCUGGGGGACAGGCCUGGCCCCUGGGCCAUGUGGACACAGUCCCUGUGGUGAGCGCACUCACGGCCCAUCUUCCAUGGCCCAGGUUCUGCAGCAGACGCCGAGCCCUGCAGGCCCCAGGCUCCACCUGUCCCCUACUUUUGCCAGCCGGGACAAUCAGGAAAAACUAGAACAGUUCAUCCGGCAGUUCAUUUGUAGCUAGAACUGUGAGG